Messenger RNA from Xiphophorus hellerii (green swordtail), 5820 nucleotides. RefSeq names its product dermatan sulfate epimerase like b (gene dselb). Gene Ontology annotation, molecular function: chondroitin-glucuronate 5-epimerase activity. The record is from RefSeq and is a predicted model, not a curated record. Lineage: Eukaryota; Metazoa; Chordata; Actinopteri; Cyprinodontiformes; Poeciliidae. Bases 978 to 4592 code for a protein of 1204 amino acids. The transcript has a single exon.
AAUCAAACUGGCUGUGUUGAACAGUCGGGAGGACACAACGGGAGAUCACACACACUCACUUCUGGGAUGUGUGCAUGCAGCAACAGCGGGAACAUUCUCUCCUCUCACUAGACGGACAAUGAGAACUAAUGGUUAUUUUUUGGGGUCGAAGGGAGAUGUUUUCCAUUUUCUUGCAGACAUUCGGGGGGGAAAAUGUUUCAUUCUUGGAAUACUUGAGGAGUGACGGCAACUUUCCCCCUACUCGGACUUCACACUAAUCAGAGGGCAAGACGCUGAGAGAGAAAGGAGGGGAAAGGAGAGAGAGAGAGAGAGAGAACAGAACAGGGCUUAACGAUGCAAAGGGAGCAACAUUCAGCUCAGUGUUUACGCACAGAACCACCUCGGAGUGUGGCGGCUGUGUAACCGAGAAGCAAUGCUGUCUGCGGGGAUGCGGUGCCCGCCGCGGUCCCUGCCCGCUGAUGUUGCGGCUCGGUCGGGCUGCGCACGGAGCCUCUGGGCGGCUGUGAUUGGACCGGACACGGACUGGGGCUGACUGAUGUUUGUCCGUGCCAGCAAUAUGUUGAAAGGAGGAGAUCAAUAGGAGUUACCGGUGAGCUUGGAGGUGGCAGUAUCUCCGUAUUGACGCGAGGAAGGAGGACAACACGCACGAGGAAUAUGUUUUUGGAUAUAAACAGACUCCCCCCUCCGAAAAUGUCUUUUUUUUCUCCCAUUGCCUGUUGAGGCAGACUGUUACAGAUGGAAAUAUUUUUUUUGUUCCCAUUCCACUUAAGUUUUUUUCCUUGUAAAGACUACCAUGUACCUUCUAAUAUAUUUUUAUAUAAAGUUGACGGACUUUUUUUUGUGAAAUCUUCCGUUAACUUAUUGAACAUUGCAGAAACAUUUUAAAAGAGGGGGAAAAAACUUUUAUUCCGUGGGCUAUCUGCAAUUUCCAAGAAAUUCAAAGAAUUUCCGAAAUGCAUUCAGUGAUGCCAUGAAACAUGGCUUAUAUGUGGGUUGCACAUCUGCUUUUUUUACUCCCACUCCUCAGAGUGGGGACAGCUUUCUCUGGAGUUUUUAACACCACAGACAGAGACCUUUUCACCGAUGACUCGCCACAGGUCAAGCUCGAGCAGUGGAAGCUCCACUCUGCCGACUCACACCCCAACCUAUAUUUUAACCAGGCGGACGUGUUGCACUUGAGGCAAAGGUCCUCCACCACCCACAGUUACAUCUUUAAAGUCAUCCGGGCAGCUGUGCUCACCAUGCUUUCCAACGCUCCCUCUUACAUCCCCCCUGCAAAACAUGAGGAGUUUACAAGCAAGUGGAAUGAGAUCUAUGGGAACAACUUGCCCCCUCUGGCUCUUUACUGCCUGCUGUGCCCCGAGGACUCGGCCGCCCUGCAGUUUCUUUUAAAGUUUAUGGAUAGGAUGGCCAACUACCCAGACUGGAAAGUGACCAGUGCACCGAAUGAUGAGGUCCCCACAGCCCACUCUCUGACUGGGUUUGCAACUGCUUAUGACUUUAUUUACUCCUUCUUGGAUGAUAGCAGGAGGGACGCAUACCUCAAGAAAAUUCGCUCAGAGACAGAAGCACUGUAUGAGCUCUCCAAAUACAGAGCAUGGGGGAAACAGUAUCUCCAAAACCAUCAAACCACUAAUAUCUUAGCCAUCCUAACUGGUGCAAUAGUGGUGGGCUCACAUAACGACCCAGAGUCGAUGAUCUGGAAACAGGUGUCAGUGAACUACAUGGAGAAAACCAUGUUUCUCCUUAAUCAUAUUGUGGAUGGCUCUUUGGAUGAGGGAGUCGCUUAUGGAAGCUACACAGCCAAGUCCAUAAUGCAGUACGUAUUUUUAGCCCAACGCCAUUUUAACAUCGACAACAUGCAGAACAACUGGCUGCGGGGUCACUUCUGGUUUUACUAUGCUACUCUGCUGCCAGGCUUCCAGAGGACAGUCGGCAUAGCAGACUCCAACUACAACUGGUUUUAUGGACCGGAGAGUCAGCUGGCUUUCCUCGACACAUUCGUCAUGAAGAAUGGAACAGGAAACUGGCUGGCUCAGCAGAUUCGGAAGCACAGACCGAAGGAUGGACCCAUGGGGCAGUCGUCGGCCCAGCGCUGGGCUACGCUCCACACAGAGUACAUCUGGUACAACUCACAUCUCACACCACAACCUCCCCAUGACUUUGGCAAAGCAAGGAUGCAUAUUUUCUCUAACUGGGGGGUUGUUACCUAUGGAGCUGGUCUUCCUGCUGGCCAGAGUAAUACUUUUGUUUCCUUUAAGUCUGGACGUCUGGGCGGCCGUGCAGUCUAUGACAUCGUUCAUGACAAACCUUACUCCUGGGUAGAUGGUUGGAACAGCUUUAAUCCUGGCCACGAACACCCAGACCAGAACUCCUUCACAUUUGCUCCCAAUGGGCAGGUGUUUGUAUCUGAAGCACUUUAUGGUCCCAAAUACAGCUAUCUUAACAAUGUUUUGGUGUUUAGUCCAUCUCCUACCAGCCAAUGUAACAGUCCAUGGGAGGGGCAGUUAGGGGAGUGUGCCAAGUGGCUGCGAUGGACUGAUGAGGGGGUGGGUGAUGCCAGAGGAGAGGUGAUUGUUGCCUCUGAGCACAGGGACACUAUGUUUGUGAGCGGGGAGGCUGUGUCAGCAUACUCCGCAGCCAUGAGAUUAAAAAGUGUUUUCAGAGCCUUGGUUCUGCUAAACUCCCAAACGUUGCUGGUGCUCGACCACGUUGAGAAGUGGGCCGACUCCCCUGUGAAGUCUCUCAGUGCUUUUUUCCACAACCUAGACAUUGAUUUCAAAUAUGUUCCCUUUAGAUUUAUGGAUAAAUACAAUGGUGCCAUGAUGGAUGUGUGGGAUGCUCAUUAUAAAAUGUUCUGGUUUGACAGCCAGGGUCACAGCCCUGAAACCAGAAUACAGGAGGCAGAGCAGGCUGCGGAGUUUAAAAAGAGGUGGACACAGUAUGUCAAUGUCACUUUUCCAAUGACAGGCGCAGUCAGCAGAGUAGCUUAUGUGUUACAUGGCCCAUAUGUUAAAGUGUCCAAUUGUAGAUUUAUAGAUAACAGCAAAAAUGGUGUGAGGCUUUCUUUAACCAUAAAUAAUACAGAGAAGAUUGUUUCCAUAGUUACUAACUAUAAAGAUAUUGGAGCAAGAUUGGCUUAUAUAGGAUUUGGCGGUCACUGCAAAGUUGAAGAUAGAUAUCAAAUCACUAGAUAUGGCCUUGGGACGCAGCACAUCCCUAAACAAAUUAGCAACGAUAAUCAGCUCUUUGACAUUGGAUUCACUCUCAAUGUGAUCGCGGGCGUUGUUCUCUGUGUGGCCAUAGGAUUUUUGACCAUGCAGAGAAAGUUUUAUGUUUGCUUCAGCAGACUGAUGCGCUAUGCCUUGCUCUCUGUGCUUCUCCUCUGGAUAGUCGAGUUGCUGUUUGUGUCCAACAGCUGCGAUCAGCUUCUUUGCGGAGUAAAGUGGAAAAGUGCAGACACCAAAAGUGUAGUAAGCAAACAAAUCAGGUUGUAUGAGCAGCACCGGCUCCCCCUUCCCACCGUGGUCAUAACAGCUCUUCCUGGAUCGGGGUCAGAAAUACUCAAGCACCUUUUCUAUAAUAACUCAGACUUUGUUUACAUAAGGGUUCCUACUGAACAUGUGGAUAUUCCUGAGACUGAGUUUGAGUUUGACUCACUGGUUGACACCUGUGAGUGGUCAAGGACAGAUGCUGUGCAUGGACGGUUUAAGAUCAUUCAGAGCUGGCUGCAUUCACUUGUGCACAAUACCAAGCUGCACUUGCAAAAUAUCCAGCUUGCAGAGGGCAGCAGGGUCAAACAACCCCAGAGAGCAAGCCCCUCUAAAGACAGAAAGAAAAGAUCCAGGCGGAGGGAGCCUGCAUCUGAGUUGAAGGGCAGGCUGAGGGCCAGCCUGGACAGAGACGCAGAGUAUGUUAGGGAGAUGAGACGGCAUGUUGCGGAGUACCCCAACGCCCAAGUGGUCCUCAACAUGCGGAGUGGCAGCUGGACGCUUAAACUGCCCUUCAUUCAAGAAGUGGUUGGCGUUUCCCUGAGGGCAGUCUAUUUGGUCAGAGACCCUCGGGCAUGGAUUUAUCUCAUGGUUUAUAACAGCAAACCCAGUCUUUACUCACUGAAAAACAUCCCACAGCACCUUUCCUUGAUAUUCAAGGAGGAUUCUGUAAGGGGAGGGUGCCCAGCAAUUGCACCAGAGUUUAAAACAAUCCAGUGGCUGCUGUCCCGAUCAGAGACGAACCCUAUCCUGAUCCUUGCUCAUCUAUGGCUGGCUCACACGGCGGCAGCACUUCGAGUUGCUGAGAGUCUCCCCGAGGACUCCUACCUUCGAGUGAGGUUUGAGGAUGUGGUCAGCUUCCCCCAGGAGACAGCGGAGACAAUACACACAUUCCUGGGAGUUCCUAUGUCGCCAGCAGCCCUCAAUCAGCUGACAUUUACCACCUCCACAAACCUGUACAACCUCAUGUACGAAGGAGACAUCUCACCAGCAAACAUCAACGUAUGGAGGCAGAAAAUGCCUCGAAAGGAUGUCAGACUUAUAGAGGAUAUAUGUGGAGGUGUAAUGAAAAGGUUGGGCUAUGCCAGGUCUGCCAGUUAACUGCUGCUGAUCAGCUUGUUCUGAGCUGUCAUGUUUACUGUAGCUGUCACUCAAAUAUAUUUUCUCUUUUUCUUUUGCACUGAAAUUUAAAAAAGUUAGUUGCCUGUCUCUGUGUCCAAAUGUUUUGCGCUAAGUGGGGGUAUAUUUAGGGAUUUGUGCAGAAUAUGCCAACAAUAUCUUAGAUGGAAGAAUAUUUAUAUAUAUAUACAACAAUAGGUGGAAGGGAUCCUGUGUUUUCCUCCAGCAGCUGCUCAUGUUUACCUUUAGCACUUCUUCACUUAGAGAGAUUUUGAAACCUUUACUGUCUUACAACAGGAAGAGCACUUACUUUCAGUACAUCACCUCAUUUCAUAAACGACUACGUACUGUUUUGCUUAGAAAUGUAAAAUCAUUGUUUUUUGUUUUCUGCAGAAUUAAUCUUUUUCAUUUGAUUUGUUUUGGAGGAGAUUAUUAACUGGUUUGGUGGAAAUAUUUUGGGGUUGCGGGAAACAAGUUUGGCAUGUGUUUUAGCAAUGUUCUCUUUCCUGAGGUUAUCACAACUUUAUAGCUCUAUACAGCUGACAUUACAGAGAAGUAAAUUAAUAUAUUUUCCAUGAAAAAAUUCAUGAAAAAAUUCACUGUAAUUUGCAAAGAAAACAGAAAAGAAAGAAAGUGCAUUUGCUGCUAUGUAUCUCUAAAUGUUGUCUUUAACUCAUUUAUAUUUACAAUUAGAUUUAAAAAUGAGAAGAACACCCACUUUUAUUCUUAAUGUUAAAAAUUAUUUUUUUAAUUUGGAAUUUUAAAGAAUGUCACUAAAAAGAAAGUAAAAAAGAAAAUUAGAAUAUUUAUGAUUAUGAAAAUGUGAGAAAUUAAAAGUUUGUUUAUGAUCUCAAAUAGCUUUCUAGAGGUAAACAAAUCAAUGUUUUGCAGAGGAAAAAAUCACUUUCUUUAUAUUGUAAUGUUUAGUGAAAGGUAAAUUUUGAAAGCAUCUGUGGAUAUAACAAUGAUUAUGUGAGUUCCACAAAACUCUUUGUUCUAUCAUUUUGACUAACAAUGUCAAAAAAAUCUGUCAGUCAAGUCUUACAGAUCAAUUUUAAAAAUUAUAAUAAUGGCAUAUUCGAUUGAAUUACAUUUUCAUUCUGUAUUAUUAUCAGUAAGCUGUUACAUGUAUUCAUCUAACAGAUGACAUGUAAUUUUCUCUUCACAGUUAUGAAAAUAACUGACUGUGGCUCCAGAAACUACAUAUAAA